AUGAUAACUCGUGCCUCUCGGAGUAUUCUACCAUCACUCAGACACUUCUCUUCCGAAGUUGUCGCUGAGCAAUCAAAUGAUAAAAGGCUUAAAAAGAUCGGAAGAGCUCUAGAAACCUAUCUUAAACAGAGUAAGGAGCAUACAGCUAUGAUGAAUAGGGAGAGAGCGGACUUUGAGCUUGGUCGACGCCAUUUAGCUAAUAUGAUGUCACUAGAUGCUAACACGAUGACACAGUCUGAUAUUGAUAGUGCUAUUGAAUACCUAUUUCCUUCGGGACUCUCAGAUCCCAAAGCAAGGCCAGUAAUGCGUCCACCAGAUGAGAUUAUUCCCCAAUUUAAACAAUUCACUUUCGAUGAUGAAGGAAGACCAAAUGGAAGUCGUUUCUAUACAUUGAGCCCCAAUUAUUAUACUCUUCUUUCCGAUAUUGGUAUUAAAACGCAAAAUGUUACAAGAUUCUAUAAUGAAAGAGCCGAGCUUGGCAGAUUGAAGGAUGCUGAUAUGCAAAUCAUUAAUUUGAGUGGUUCUCAAUGGUUGAAUGAAGAAAAAAUGAAAAAGAAGCUCAAAGAGAAGUUCAGCACUGAAAUGUAUGUCCAACUUAUGAUGGCUUUAGACUACUUGGUUAGCAUUCCUGGAUCCGCCGUAGAAGCCGAUUUUAUAAAUGAAUAUAGAGAGCCUCUAGCAGCAACCACAGAUUCUAAAUUAUUUGGGCCUAAAAUCCCUGAAGUGGAAAUUUGCAAAGAAACCAAUAGAAGAACUGCGACCGUCAGGACACAUUGUAAGAACACAACUGCAACUGUAACAGUCUCUGAUGCUGGUACUGGAAAGUUUGAUAUCGACGGCCUUGCCUUAUAUGACUUCCGAUCUCUCUUGGCCAGAGAAAUCCUGUUAGCUCCUCUGAUUGUGUCGGAUCUUCUUGAUCGCGUUGAUGUCAAAGCCAAUGUCGAAAACGAUGGAAUCACUGCAUUACCUAAAGCUGUUCGCCAUGGAACCUCUCUUUGUAUCGCUGCUUUGUAUCCAGAGUCGAUGGAGGCUUUAAGAUUGGCUGGUCUUCUAACUUUGGAUCCUAGAAAGAAGGAAAGAAGCAAGGUCAAUCAACCUGGAGCUAGAGCUAAAUGGAUCUGGAAGCGCCGCUAG
Molecule: messenger RNA, 1134 nt
Organism: Auanema sp. JU1783
Lineage: Eukaryota; Metazoa; Nematoda; Chromadorea; Rhabditida; Rhabditidae
Source: the annotation of a GenBank genome assembly